AUGUUUAUGUUUUCCUGUAAAAGGUGUGUAAAUUUACGUUAUUACGAAAAUGUUAUAAAGCUGGUUAAUGCCAAGAGUUUUAAUACGAGAGCUGUUGGCUACUCUCAUAAUGUUAGUAGAUUUAUAUCGAACAAAUCUACAAAUUUUGAGUCAAAAGACCCUUUUGAGUCAGUUAAUUUGACAUAUGAGAAGGUUGAAUCUGAUUCAGAUGUUUAUGACGAAGAUGAAUACUUGUACCCUGAAUCGCUCAAUAGUAUAAGUAAUCUGCCCCUUCAUAAUGUAAUAUCGCACAGUAGUGGCUUGAAGAAUGAAGAUUUGGAAAAUGACGCUAAUUCUGAUGAUUUGUCUGAUGUAAUCGCUAAUAAUGUUAGUGACAUUGAUUUGAAAAUUAGGAAUACGGAAAUUGCGCAAUUCUUGGAGAGGGCGCUGAGGGAUCAAGUGAAUCCCAAGUGCUCAGUGUCGUUGUUUGGAAGCGCAAUAAAUGGACUGUGGACGGAAGGGAGCGACCUGGACGUGUGUGUGGAGAUACCAAACGUUAAUUCCAGGAGCGCCGUAAUAAGGAACUUGAGGAGAAUAGCGACGGUGCUAAGUCCACUGUCUCCAACAAGAGUGAUUCAAAACAGGUUUACGGCCAAAAUACCAAUACUUAAUUGGAGAAGGGACAGCAAGAAGAGGCCUGUGAAGAUAGUCGAAGAAAGUUUAAAUAAACAAGAAAUUUUGGAUUUUGAGUGCGAAAGCAUCCCUUCGAUUGAUAUUUCGGUAAAUAACGUUUUGGCGGUGGCGAAUAGUAUUCUGGUCGGGAGCUACGUCUCGUUUGAGCCGAGAGUGAGGGGCCUGAUACUGUUGUUGAAAAUGUGGGCCAAAAGUAAAGGAAUAAACGACCGCUCGCGUGGAACAUUGAGUUCGUUUGCGAUUUCGCUGAUGGUAAUCCAUUUCUUGCAGAAUUGUAGCCCACCUCUAUUGCCAUCGCUUCAAGACUUGGCGUUCUCGACGAAUGAGCCCCCAAACUACGUAGCAGGAGUGGACUGUAGAUUCUCAACGGAUAUGAAUAAAAUUAGGGCAGAAUUGAACUUUUUAUCCAAAGGAAAGGCUAACACUCUGGACGAUAGGACGCUUUUAAUUAAUUUUUUCAGGUACUACGGCUGGUAUAACUUGCACUCCCAAGGGAAGCCGAUCCUGAUCAGAAGCGUUGAUUUGUCGGAAUUUAACAUGAGACUGGGCACCGACACGGAGGACCCAGAUGCAAAUUUGGAAAAGUCAACGCUAGGUGGCCCGUAUUUACAUGUUGACAACCCCUUUGAAAUAGGGAUUGACGUGGCUAAUAUAUCCAUUCACCAGAGAAGCAGAAUAACAAAUGAGUUCAGAAAGGCCUAUCAGACACUCCGGGCAGGUAGCACACUUAAGUCGCUACUGAGCAAAAGCUAA
This is a messenger RNA of Theileria orientalis strain Shintoku, 1425 nucleotides long. RefSeq lists its product as uncharacterized. Gene Ontology annotation, molecular function: nucleotidyltransferase activity. Gene Ontology annotation, biological process: RNA 3'-end processing. The transcript has 3 exons. The record is from RefSeq and is a predicted model, not a curated record. The coding region runs from base 1 to 1425 and encodes 474 amino acids. NCBI's taxonomy places the organism in Eukaryota, Apicomplexa, Aconoidasida, Piroplasmida, Theileriidae.